ACGGACAGUGUUUACUACGAUUUAGGGAAACGCAUGUAAAACAUUGCUAUGUAAAGAGUUUUCCUGGUUCUCAGAAAACAUGACCGAAGAAAAGGGUAACGAAGAAGUGGACUGGAAAGUUUAUGAAGCAUUGGUCAGCAAAAGCCCUUCAGACAUGGAAGUAGAUUUAGGCAAUGACGUAAUAACCGCCUUACGAAGCGAUCUAGCUGGGCUGCAAUAUAAAAGAGAUAAACUUAUAUCUGAAAACGGUGAUUUAAAAAACCAAAUGCUGUCCCGUGACCAAAGAAUACUCGAACAACAAGUUGAAAUCGAUCAUCUUCGUGAACAAAAUGCAAGACAAAACGCCAUUAUAUCGUCGCUCAGAAAGAAAAUACAAGAUCUCGAAGAAACACAUCGUAAUCUACAAACAGUGCAGGGACGCAGCGAUCUCACAGUACAAACUUUACAGAGGGACAACCGUUACUGCGAAGAGAAAAUUAAAGAUUUAGAGAAGAAACUGCGCUCUCUCGAACUUGAUUGUCAUAAUGAGGAACAGCAAAAAGAAAAUGCUCGUUGUCAAUUUCAUGAUCUAAUAAGGCGUCUAUCUGCCGCGCUGGAUGCUGACUUUUGUGAUAGCACGCACACUCACUCCCCAGAGGCUCUUAUUGUUAAAGCAGCUGAAUUAGUUCAAGAGAUCACAAGAUUGAAAAACAAAUGUAUGAACACUACCGAAAAUCUAUCGACGACAGAACAAGAUCUACGGAGCUGUAGAGAUGCUUUAGAAAGAUCAAAUAAUGACAAAGAUAUAUUACAAAGACAGCUCUCAUCUCAACUCCUAGAUAUUGAGAGACUGAAACAGGAGAAGGAGUCUCUCACUGUACAGAAUAGAGUUGUAGAACGAGAGUUGCAUGAAGCCAGAGAAAAACUAUCACACUGCACUAAAAACUUAAACGUCGUAACAGAUAAUGUUAAUCAAAAUGAAUCUAUUAUUGUUCAGUUGAAAGAGGACUUACGACAUCGAGACGAGAAAUACCAAAGACUUCAAGCAGAAUUUAGGAACACGAUGGAAUCCUUUGCUAUUUUAUUAAGCUUACCAACCAGAUUUGUUGAAGCUCACGAAAGCACUAUAAAAGAAAGAAUCCGUGAAAUACUAAGUGAAAGUAAAGAUAAAACUGUCCAAAUAGAGGCUCUCCGAGACAAGCUGAACAUGGAAUCUCAACAGCUGGGCAGAACCGCUCAUUUGCAUGAUCAAGCCACGACGCGUGUUAGAAUACUCGAAGACGAAAGGAAUAUGCUCGAAGCUAAAGUUCACAAGCUCGAAUCGGAACUGAAUGCAAUGGAGCUAUCCAGAGACAGCUUAAGGAAAGAUAAAGCGAACUUUGUGGCAUUCCUCGAGCGUCUAAGCAGAACGCUAAAUAUGGACGAGUUGACCCAGGAUGUCGGAAUAGAAUUACACACUGAAUCCAUUAUACAUCGAGCUGAGCAAUUGGCGCGGCUGGAGAGCGAUAAAAUUGUUGACAAGCUGCUAUAUUAUGGAUAUUACGGUAGCCUGCCCCGACUCCGCAGGGAAAGAUCUUUCCAUGACUUGCCUUAUCUCAAAGAAACAGCAGUGGUUUAUCAGCUACAAAGAAGGAUCCGAAUUUUGAGGGAACAAUUACAAAGAAAAGAUUUACAUUUAGAUCUAUUGAGGCGUAAACUUAGCGUUCAGGAGGAAAGUUGCCGCGUGCGCGCCGUGCUGCAGGCGGAGCGCGACGAAGCCAUGUCUCGCAGUAAGAAGUUAGCUCGCCAGUGCGACAAACUGAGCGCUCAGCUGAGCGACGCGCGCGCCCAACUGCGCGACCUCAACGCACAACUCGCCGACGCCGCCGACUACAAGAUAACUGCAUUGGAACGAGCGCGAAAGAUCGAAGAACUACAAAAGAGAUUAGACGAGGCCGAAUUGUUGCGUUCGCGGUAUAACCGGAAAGUCAACGUGCUGAAAGACCAAGUUAGAGCCACCGGAGAGACCUUCGAACAGGAAAGAACUUCUACGGAACACCAGAUCGCGAUGUUGAGAGACGAUCUCGCGAGGACUAAAGAAGCCCUGGCUGAGUGUCAGCGACGGGAAGCUCAGUUGCAAAGUUUCAGGAACUCAAUUGCCAAACUCCUCGGUAUUCUGGUGCCGGCGUCAGUGUCCGAUUUCGAGAUGGUCUCGCGGCUGCAGAAGCUGAUCGACGCCCACCAUGACUUCACUAUCGUGUCGAGGAGGUACGACGAUCCUGCGCUGCUCAGAGCUUCCUCGCGGUCACCGCCACCUUCCAGAUGCAGAACUAGAACACCAGACAGAUCGCUUCGCUACGAUGACUCGGGUUACGCUGACCCGGCCUUCGACAUCGACGAUGACUUGUACAAGACCAGACCGCCCUUGUGACAGUCAAGGCGACGCACUAGAUUUUAAUCGUGCAUAUUCAAUUCCUUUGUAUAGAAAAAAAUAUAAUAUAAUCCAACUUAUGACAUCAGUAAUAUCUCUGUAAUAUAAUCUGUUGAAAAAAACAUGUCCUUGACGAGAAAUUUUAAAGACAGUUCAAUAUAGAACAAUUUACUCGUGUAUUUGUAAAACGUAUUACGGUUUCAAAUGUAUUUAUUGUCACAAAAAGUAGUUGGAUUGCUUAUAGUUUGAUUAGUGAGUACACGUGUGAUUUACAUUUAAUUUUGUAAAUAAGAAUUGAAUCAAAAGUCUCCAGUCGAAAUAUAAACAUUCAUUGAACGUGAUCAAAAAUCUUUUUUGACAAAAUCACCUUAGUUUUUGUUAAGGAUGCAAUUGGAAAAUUUGAAAAAAGCUGUUUCGAAUUUCCAAAAUUUGAAGACAUAUCUAAAUUUACCGGUUUUCCUUACACGAUGGAUUCCGUGCACGUAGAGAACCAUAAUAACCAUAAAAUUGAUCUCAGUAAUCUAAACCUAUGUCGUAUUAUUUAAUGUUGAUUAACAUAUAUUUUUUUAAUCUUUAAAUAGGUAUUAUUAACUUCACGAAUUUGGAACAAAUUCAACUGCUUUCAAACGUUUUUUAAAUAAAUAAUUUACGUGUAGCUUAGUUUUAAAAACGUAUUUAAUAAUAUUUAUAUGUUAAUAUUUUUAUGCAUCUACUGCAAUACGAGAGGCUUAGACUAAUGCCUUCUAUUUUAAAGUUUUCGUGGCCUAAAGUGGAUUGGGCUCUCAUCAAACGCUGCAACGUUGCCCGAUUUCAAAUCUCGAAGGCCAUUUUUUUUAAUAUAAAAUACGUAGCCAAAACGUGUUUACGAACGACUGAUGAACUCAGUGAACCAAUAAACUCCUCCUAUCUACCUACCACCUACCACUAUUACUCCAUCAUAGUUACCAUCCUGUAUAUUUCUACCGCAAAACGGUCAUGAGUGCGGGUUCGAGGGGCGCUACUACCGUUAUACAUACAAUCCGAUGUCUCAAAUUUGGUGGCAAUACUCACUGUGCGAUAUCUAUGGACAUUCUAAGCAUAUAUGCAUUAUAUAUCUUUUAAUGUCUGUAUGACAUUAAAAUAUAUAUAAUGCACGAACCUCUUCUUAUGUUAUUUGCAUAUUUUCUUGUUUAAUAAUUGUUAAGCCUAAAACUUUUUGAAAUUAUAGCAAAGGGCUACUACUUUAGUGUUCGUCCAUUAAAGCUACGAGACCGCACGUAAAUUCGCUACACAAAUAUAAAUAGUUUAGACACACUCAAUAAAGCACUUACGAAAAACUGCAUACAUGUGUCUAUUAAAGUGUAAUUCCUUACCUGUACCCUCUAUAAUCCCAUUGUUUACACCAUAGAUAAUACGCUAAAUAUUUAUAAUCUCACUACCAUAAUUGGUUACGGUUGGCAAUGUAAUGAACAUUUUGAUUACCGGUCAUUCCUUUGGAGGGUCAACGUUACAGACAAUCACGGCAAAAUCUUCAAUGAUGCUUGCGACAAACGGCAAAUUACUCUAGGUUAAUGUAGAACCAUUUGUAUUUUAAUUCGUUUUUAAGAGAAAAUUAAAAUAACUCUGUCACUCGUGUCCUCAAUGUCUUCAAAUACAAAAAGGAUUUUUAUGGAACGUUUCAGUAAGAUAUGUAAUCUAAGUUUUUAUAGUUAUUAAGAUAUGAUCUCAUGUGUAAUGUAAGAUUUUUAAAUAUUAUUGUUUAAAAAAUGACGUUACUGUUGUAACGUAGUGCUGAGUUAAUAAAAAACAGUACAGCAAUAAAUAUGGUUAGAAAAAA
Molecule: messenger RNA, 4205 nt
Organism: Bombyx mori (domestic silkworm)
Lineage: Eukaryota; Metazoa; Arthropoda; Insecta; Lepidoptera; Bombycidae
Product: coiled-coil domain-containing protein 170
Exons: 12
Coding region: 80-2389 (769 amino acids)
Source: RefSeq, a predicted model, not a curated record